Molecule: messenger RNA, 1455 nt
Organism: Daphnia pulicaria
Lineage: Eukaryota; Metazoa; Arthropoda; Branchiopoda; Diplostraca; Daphniidae
Exons: 6
Coding region: 152-1357 (401 amino acids)
Biological process (GO): protein ubiquitination
Molecular function (GO): ubiquitin protein ligase activity
Source: RefSeq, a predicted model, not a curated record
UUUGAGAUUUGACAGUGAAAUUCUGCCAAAUUUUAAUAGAACUCUUUAGUCGUUACUCGUUAGAGCUCUAUUGCAAUUUUGGAAGAACGAGAACUCCCCUCUUUCAAAUUUCAUCUAUACCGUAGUAAUUAUUAAUCUAUUUCCUAAGGUAAUGGCGAGUCUACAACAUUUGGAGUUUGAAGAGGCCAUUAGUUGCCCAGUAUGCUUAUCACGUUUUGAUGAAGCUGAAAAAAAACCAAAAUAUCUUGUGUCAUGUUGUCAUACAAUCUGUCGAUUUUGCCUGGAGAAGAUUUCUCGUUCUGGAUUUCUGAGGCGUGUCAAUUGUCCGAUUUGCCGCUGUCCAACCGACUGUUCAGGUGGUGUCGAUAGCCUUCCAACCAAUAGUGAUAAGUUGUACCUCUUAAAAUUAGAGAAACCUUUAAAUAAGAGUGACGACGAGACCUUUAACUGGUGUUUCACAUGCCGAAAACGAACAUCUUCUCAUUGUUCGACUGAAAAGCAUUCGGUGAUUGAAAUGAACCCUCAACUUCUCAACAGCGACAUUCAGCUGAACAUGUCUACCAUAUCCUCCAGGCUUCGAGGUUGUGGCCAAUCAAUUCUACAGAAUCGCAUACAAAUUGGAUCAAAACUCGAUCACAUUAGUCAGUGGUUGUCGUCUCACCAGGAAAUGAUUGAACACUUAAAAACAACUAACUCGUCGCGGAUCUCCCAACUUAGUGACAUGAUUGAAGGGACUGACAUCACCAUAAGCAUCCAGAAGCUAAUGCAACUUUCAAUUAGCAAAGAACACGACCUUGGAUUGUUGACUGAUAACCUUCAAGAGGAAGCUUUUACUAAGAAAUUACUUGACGAGUUUGAAGUCGUGGAGAACACAGCUGAGAUCUCUACGAUGGGCCGUUUCUGUUCGCUUCUCGACUUGCCUUCUGUGCCGCAUCUUCGCAAAGGCCUUAGCUAUUCAAAUUUCUUUAAAAACCAAUCAAUCCGCGCGCAUUGGCCAAUUGUUUUGAUCGAAUCUUUGGCAGCCGGCAAUAAAAUUCCCCUCUCUAAACGCGACGAAUUUCGUCCCAGGGUAGCACAGAGUUCAACGAUGCUCCCUUGCGUAGAAUCGCCUCAUCAAAGAGCAAGCCGUUAUUUUACGCCUUUAUCAGAAUUAUCACCAUCACCUUCAUCAACUGCCUUUACAAGCAACACCGGUGCAUCUGGUGCUGCACCUCUCGUGCCAGUUUUUCACUUUGGAACAACUACUGGGUCUUCGACAACUUCUUCUUCAUUAGGAACAGGCGGCACAAGAGAAAGGGAAAUCCUUUUCGCUCGUAGAAGACGGCACCGUGCUAGCAAUUCGCACGAAGCCCAUUAAUUUAAAAAAAAUAUUGGUGAUAAAAUCAAUAAAUGUAAAAAUUUGUAAUGUAAAUACGAUUUUAGGAAACAAUGCAAAUACACUUCAGUUAAUAUUAA